Molecule: messenger RNA, 1609 nt
Organism: Homalodisca vitripennis (glassy-winged sharpshooter)
Lineage: Eukaryota; Metazoa; Arthropoda; Insecta; Hemiptera; Cicadellidae
Product: RYamide receptor-like
Biological process (GO): neuropeptide signaling pathway
Cellular component (GO): membrane
Molecular function (GO): neuropeptide Y receptor activity
Source: RefSeq, a predicted model, not a curated record
GUUUUUCUGUCCGAUUUUUCUGCAGAUUCGUCUCAGUAAAAGGUGUUCAAUGAACAAGCUAUGAUGAAGAGACUGAAAGAGAAUGGCAAAGUAACCAGGCUCUGCAACAUUUUCAAGUUGCCGCUUGGAUCCCAGUGACCAGCCUGUCAUGUGACAUCAUUGAGGCCGCCAUGUGCGAGAGGGACAGGAGUCGAGGUUGUAACGACUCCGGCCUCACCGUCUGUACCUCGGUGUGGGACAACCUCAGCUGCGUGCUGGACUACAACCUCAGCCAGGGCUUGGACUGCGAGUCACCCUCUGGGGGCGCCCUCACCUCAGCAUACUUUCACGUCCUAGUCUACGUCCUGUACUGUGCCAUCUUCCUGCUCGCCCUGCUGGGCAACGGACUCGUCUGCUACGUGGUGCAUUCCUCUCCGCGCAUGCGCACCGUCACUAACCUCUUCAUCGUCAACCUCGCGGUCGGUGAUAUCCUCAUGACGGUGUUCUGUGUGCCCUUCACCUUCGUCACCACGUUGCUACUACAGUACUGGCCGUUCGGCAGGACCAUGUGUAGCACUGUCAGCUACUCUCAGGCAAUCUCUGUGUUUGUAAGUGCAUACACUCUGGUGGCGAUCAGCAUUGACCGCUUCAUGGCGAUAAUGUGGCCGCUGAAACCUCGCAUGGGGAAACGUCAGGCGAAGGUCAUCAUACUGAUAGUGUGGCUAGUCGCCCUCUUGACGGCGUUGCCCAUCCCUCUGGUGUCCCGAAUAGGGUACCCGACACACUGGCACCAGAUGUGUGACAAAGGUAUCUGCCACGAGGUGUGGGAGAACGAGGAACACCGGACACUGUACAGUAUGUCACUGCUGGUGCUACAGUACGUCAUCCCGCUGCUGGUGCUCAUCUUCACCUACUCUAGUAUCGCCGUGGUGGUCUGGGGCAAGCGUCCCCCAGGAGAGGCGGAGAACUGUCGGGACCAAAGGAUGGCACGCUCAAAGAGAAAGAUGAUCAAGAUGAUGGUGGUCGUAGUUGUAGUCUUUACGGUUUGUUGGUUACCACUAAACGUACUAAAUCUAGUGUGGGAGAGCAACCCUAGUAUCAGCUCUUGGAGUGGACUGCCGUUUUUGUGGUUUGCCUUCCAUUGGCACGCCAUGUCCCACACAUGCUACAACCCUGUCAUAUACUGUUGGAUGUUACAGCUAGUGUGGGAGAGCAACCCUAGUAUCAGCUCUUGGAGUGGACUGCCGUUUUUUUGGUUUGCCUUCCAUUGGCUCGCCAUGUCCCACACAUGCUACAACCCUGUCAUAUACUGUUGGAUGAACUCCCGGUUCCGCGCCGGUUUCAGUACAGUCCUGCACAUUUUCCCGAACAAGUACCAAGGAGCCCACUCACAGCACGAGCACUCCGUACUUCACCGCUUCAACACCUCCACGACCUACUUGAGCUCCCGCCGCGAGCCCAACCAGUCGCUCAAGUCCGUCUCCCUGAGCGAGCGGAACACCCUGUACAAGAGCAAGAGCGCUGUCCACUACCGAGACAACCAGAUGUAGACCAAAUCCUAGGUGUAAGUUUUUUAUGUGAACUAUGUGUAAAUAUUGUAUUAAUAAAUAAAUUAUUUUGAAUUCCUUUU